AGUCAUUUUAUCACCAGCCAAGCCUUGCGCGGGCCGCCAUGGCCGAGAGAAAGCAGCUCAAUGUGCUGGCGUGCUGUGUUGGAACGCGGGGGGACGUCAUGCCUGGUGUGGCAAUUUGCAAAGCCUUAGAGGCCCGCGGUCACAAGGCAGCCAUGGCAGUGUGCGCGGGCGUUGAGGAGUCCAUUUGCGCGUACGGUGUGCGAUGCAUCACAGUGAGCCAGAUUCCUUUCAAGUGGCGCGACGACACUGCUCAAAUGUCCGACGAGGAAGUGCAGAUUAUGCGCCGUUCCAUGGAUCCUAAAGAGAUCCUAAAGGUGGAGAACUGCCACGGCGUCAGCUGGAAUCUCGACGAUUGCAUGCCGGAGGCGCUCCGAGGAAUGAGCAACUUGCUGGAGAAGGAGCAUUUUGACGUGAUUUUGGGCACCAGCACCACUGGCCUUGCGUGUCAGCGCUUGUUGAAGAAGUUCCCCCACCUGAAGAUAAUCCGUAGCACGUUCUCCUUUGGCUUCGGAGUGCCCCCAACUUCUGCCUGGCCCCCGGGCGGCUAUGAGAUGUCCCAUGGUUUUAUGAACAAGUUGAACCACUACCAUUUCUUUCUCUGCAAGCUGCUGCCUUUCCUGGCGGGGGCAUCCUUUACUAAGAGAGAGAUGAACCGCGUGCUGGAAAUCGAGGGCGUUGACCAUUCGCAAGGGAUGGGCUUCUUUGCAGCUCACUCUAAGCUACCCAUGUUGGGAUUCUGGAGCGAGAGCUUGCAGGAGCGGCCCCAGGACUUUGCCGAGAACAUCCUCGUGACAGGCUGCCUGUUCACGCCGCAGCUUAGGGACUGGACACCUUCGCCAGCGCUGCAGACUUUUGUGCAGACCUUGGACAGCAAGGGACGGAAACCAUUGGUACUGUCCUUCGGAUCCAUGAUGGGAGUCCAGAAGGUGGAGCAAGCUGUGCUUGAGGCUGCGCGGUGCAUGGGGCUCAACGUGGUUUGGUGCCGCGAGAGGCAACCGCAGAAUGAGCGCGCCACCUGGGGCUUCACUCCAAGUAACGCGGAGGAAGGUGCGUCACCCACCCACGGGGUGUUUGAGGCCCAGUACGUGCCUUUUGAUUGGCUACUUCCGCAAGCCAGUGUAGUGGUGUGCCACGGCGGCGCGGGCACGGUUUUUAGCUCCCUUCGAGAAGGAGUGCCAGUCGUGAUUUGCCCCAUCAUUUCCCCCAUCAUCGCGGACCAGAUCGUGCACGCGGAGUUCGUGGAGCGGAAGCAGCUGGGCGCGUGGCUGCGGCCGCUGUGGCCCGGCAGCGCGGAGUGCCAGGCCGCCGUUCAGCGCGCGCUGGGCUGCGCCGACGCCUGCGCGGAGCUGCGCGAGAAGCUGCGGCAGGAGGACGGGGCGGCCAACGCGGCCGCCGCCAUUGAGACCUUCGCACUGGAACAGAAGCCUCUGCCCACCUGCUUCUCCUGGCUCCGGAAAUGGUUCAAGUUGUUUCGAAGCGGAUAGUUGCCUCCAAAACAUGGCCUUGCAAGGCUUUUGCCGUUUUUCCCGGCUCUUGCCCAGCAUUGGUUGCUCGCGGGCUCCACUUGGGCUGGGGAUCGCAACCGAUCCUCAUAGAUCCAGAGCUCAGCGUACGUGCUGUUCAGGAUCAUCCUAGGCCUUCGGCCGGGAGCUCCACAAUUUCAACAUACUUUUUGUGUAGUCUUUGCGCUCUGUCUUCCGUUUUGUACAGAGGAAUCAACAUAGAUGGCGGUGAGACCAGU
Messenger RNA from Effrenium voratum, 1741 nucleotides. NCBI's taxonomy places the organism in Eukaryota, Dinophyceae, Suessiales, Symbiodiniaceae. The record is from the annotation of a GenBank genome assembly.